This is a messenger RNA of Agrilus planipennis (emerald ash borer), 1653 nucleotides long. Its product is annotated as hydroxymethylglutaryl-CoA synthase 1. The record is from RefSeq and is a predicted model, not a curated record. Gene Ontology annotation, biological process: acetyl-CoA metabolic process. The transcript has a single exon. Gene Ontology annotation, molecular function: hydroxymethylglutaryl-CoA synthase activity. Lineage: Eukaryota; Metazoa; Arthropoda; Insecta; Coleoptera; Buprestidae. Bases 162 to 1547 code for a protein of 461 amino acids.
UUAAAAACUUAAUUACCUGUUAUCUAAUAAAUCGUGGUAAAUCAUAAUGAAACUCAUGUGCCUCAUACAUAGUUGUGAUUUUAAACAAAACUUUUAUUAAUCAUUUUGUGUAAUAAAAUUGUUGAUAUUAUCUUUACUUUUAUCGUUGAAAAACACUAAAAAUGGGUUCCUGGCCAGAGAAUGUGGGUAUUGUUACAAUGGAAAUGAUAUUUCCAUCAUACUAUGUUGACCAAACAGAACUGGAAGUUUUUGAUGGUGUAUCAGCAGGAAAGUAUACCAUUGGCUUGGGACAGGAUAAAAUGGGGUUUUGCACUGAUCGAGAAGACAUAAACUCACUGUGUUUGACUGUUGUUCAUAAUUUAAUGGAGAAACAUCACUUGAAGUAUUCUGAUAUUGGACGUUUAGAAGUAGGCACAGAGACAGUUAUUGACAAGUCAAAAAGUGUAAAAACAGUGCUGAUGCAACUUUUUGAACCUCAUGGUGUUGUAGACUUGGAGGGUGUUGACAGUACUAAUGCUUGCUAUGGGGGCACUGCAGCCCUAUUCAAUGCCUUGUCUUGGGUAGAAUCUUCAGCUUGGAAUGGAAGGUAUGCCCUUGUUGUUACAGCAGACAUUGCAGUAUAUGCCAAAGGAUCAGCAAGACCUACAGGAGGAGCAGGGGCAGUGGCAAUGUUGAUUGGUCCAAAUGCACCACUGGUUAUUGAUAGGGGUUUAAGAGCUAUUUAUAUGAGACAUGCUUAUGAUUUUUACAAACCAAACUUGUCAUCAGAGUAUCCUGUUGUAGAUGGUAAACUUUCCAUCCAGUGCUAUUUGAAUGCCCUGGAUAAAUGUUACCAAAGCUACUGUAAAAAGGCAAGUAAACAGCAGGGGAGAUCUAUUUGUGUAAAAGACAUAGACUAUUUCCUUUUUCAUUCUCCUUAUUGUAAACUUGUCCAAAAGUCAUUGUCUCGACUGGUACUGAAUGAUAUUGUACAGCUAAGCACUAAUAAAGUUGAAUUAGAGUAUCCUGACUUAAAGAAGUACAAAGAUAAGAAGCUUGAGGAGUGCUAUUUUGAUAAAGAAAUUGAAAAGGUUUUUGUCAAUUAUAGCAAUGAUUUAUUUGAAAAAAAGACCAAAGCAUCCUUGCUAGCAGCUAAUCAAAUUGGAAACAUGUACACAGCUUCAUUGUAUGGCAGUCUAGUUUCUCUUUUAGUAGGAGUCAACAGUGUAGAAGAUUUACUGGGAAAAAGGGUUGUAUUAUUUUCUUAUGGGUCUGGUUUGGCCUCUUCUAUGUAUUCCAUCACAAUUUCCAGCAAUAAAGAAGACAUUAGUAAACUAGUAAAAAGCUUAAAACAUGUACAAUUACAAUUAAAGGAGAGAAGGAAAGUUAGUCCUGAGAAAUUUUCAUCUAUUUUGGAAUUGCGAGAGAAAAAUUGUCACGCAGCUCCUUAUGAACCAUCGGGUACUACAGAAGAUCUGUUUCCUGGCACCUACUACCUCAUCCAAGUCGACGAAAUGCACAGAAGGAAGUACCAAAGAAUACCAGCUUAUGUAAAUGGAUCCACAUAGAAAAUUAAUUGAAAACUUUGCAAUUUUGUAGUCAAUUUUUAAAAUUAACAUUUUAUUAGCAAUAUUUGUUUAGUAAAUAAUUUUUUAGGCGUACUAACAACACAGA